Messenger RNA from Etheostoma cragini (Arkansas darter), 1118 nucleotides. Its product is annotated as transcription factor HES-5-like. Gene Ontology annotation, biological process: regulation of transcription by RNA polymerase II; regulation of neurogenesis; anterior/posterior pattern specification. Bases 1 to 546 code for a protein of 181 amino acids. Lineage: Eukaryota; Metazoa; Chordata; Actinopteri; Perciformes; Percidae. Gene Ontology annotation, molecular function: RNA polymerase II cis-regulatory region sequence-specific DNA binding; DNA-binding transcription factor activity, RNA polymerase II-specific; protein dimerization activity. The record is from RefSeq and is a predicted model, not a curated record. The transcript has 2 exons. Gene Ontology annotation, cellular component: nucleus.
AUGAAGCCAGCAGAGAUCAGAUUCUCUCUACAGAGACCUCUACAGCACAGAGAUCCAGACAUGGCACCUACAAUCACUGCAGCAAUGACCACUUCUCAGGAGCAUCUGACUCUGACCCACAAGCUCAGAAAGCCUCUGGUGGAGAAGUUACGCAGAGAGCGAAUCAACAGCAGCAUUGAGCAGCUCAAGUCUCUCCUGAGUCCAGAGUUCCUCAAACAGCAGCCAGACACCAAGCUGGAGAAAGCAGACAUCCUGGAGAUGACAGUUUGUGUCCUGAGACGGCUGCAGCAGCAGAAUCAACCUGUGGACUCACCAGCUGUCGGUCAGGGCUAUUCCAGAUGUGUCCAAGAGGUGACACACUUCCUGUCCACAGAGCAGGUGAAGACCCUGUCCCAGAGAAAACUGCUGAACCACAUCAACAAGCUGCAGUCUUCCUCUGAUAACAACCUGAGAGAGGCUGACUUCUCUCUUCUGAGCUCCACAGUCCAGACCAGCAUCACCAAAGAGAAGAGUCCAGUCAACAGCGCCGUCUGGAGACCGUGGUAGACACCCCGAGGACAAAAGUGAAGCUCAUGGGCUAAACAAGAAAUUAUACUUGUACUCUUGGACAUUUAGUAGUCUCCUUUUGAGUUCCAUGAUGUUUGAGUUUUAUCACCUUUUGUAAAGGUCAUUUUGUGUAUUUUAUGUGAUAUUUGCAGGUUGGCUGUUUUGUAUUUCAAAGGUAGUCCCUUAUUUCUGAUUUAGAUGUUACUCUGUGAAGUAAACAUUGUUCUGAAUGGGAGUGCUUCUAUAUUGUCAGUGUCACUGACAAUAAUGCAUGUACUUUUUCUCCAUCUUGGAGACACAGUUAUUCAUGCUGGGCAUGUUUCAGAUCUAUAUGUGAUAUUCACGUAUUCUGUUUAUCGAGAUGUCCUCUCUGGUUUAUCUUUAAACAUCUCAAUCCUCUGCAUAUUUAGCAGCGGAGUUUUGUGUGUUCGCUAAGACAAACGUGCUGCUUUGUAACUCUGUGAGUGACAGCGCUCAUUCCUUCGAUGAAGGCCUUGUUGUUUGGAAAAUGUCUCAAAAUGAAUGUAUCUCUUCAAGCCAAGUGAUGCGCAUUAAAACAAUCACAAAAACAA